Molecule: messenger RNA, 645 nt
Organism: Tinamus guttatus (white-throated tinamou)
Lineage: Eukaryota; Metazoa; Chordata; Aves; Tinamiformes; Tinamidae
Source: RefSeq, a predicted model, not a curated record
UCUGACAGCGCCAUAGUGCAGCAGGAGAUCGUGGGCCAGGAGCGCCUCUUCUACGGGGCCUUCAUGGGCAGCGAGACCAGGAACGUGGAGUUCAAGCGGGGCAGCGGGGAGUACCUGCUGGGCACCCUCAAGCACCACGUCCGCAAGUACGUGUGCGCCUUCCUCAACAGCGAGGGCGGCAGCCUCUUCGUGGGCGUGGAGGACACGGGCUUCGUGCACGGCGUCCGCUGCGGGCACCGCGAGGAGGACCGCAUCCGCCUGCUCGUGGACUCCAUCCUCAAGGGCUUCAAGCCCCAGGUGUUCCCCGACACCUACAGCCUGACCUUCAUCCCCGUGGUGAAAGCGGGCGACCCCGGCACGUGUCUCAAGGUGAUCCGGCUGAGCGUGCGGGCGCCGCGGGCGCAGGCCGAGCUGCUGCUCUACGAGACCGACCAGGGCGAGGUCUAUCUGCGCCGCGACGGCAGCAUCCAGGGGCCGCUCUCCGGCAGCGCCAUCCAGGAGUGGUGCCGGCAGAAAUGGUCGGGAGAAUUGAAGAAGCUGGAGGAGAAGAUAGAGGUGCUGCUGAAGGAGAAGGAAGAUCUUCUGCAACAACUCAGGCAGCUGCAGAGCUCGCGGCCCAGGUCCAAAGUCUGCACCAUUGCGUGA